Molecule: messenger RNA, 1254 nt
Organism: Drosophila obscura
Lineage: Eukaryota; Metazoa; Arthropoda; Insecta; Diptera; Drosophilidae
Exons: 1
Coding region: 1-1161 (386 amino acids)
Molecular function (GO): oxidoreductase activity
Source: RefSeq, a predicted model, not a curated record
AUGUUUUGGCUCCGCCGGUCAGCACAAUGGCUGGGACAACGACAACAAAGGAGCAUGGGUGCCUUCCGCAUGCCCAUGAUGGAUCCCAAGUUGGAGGACUACUCGCUGGUGGAUGUGGAGGAAGUGCGUCGCUUUAUUCGGGACUGCUUGAAGCGGAUUAGCGUCCCCGAAUCGAAGCUGCGAUGCAUCAGCGAAUUUCUUGUGGCCGCCGACUAUCGUGGCAUAUAUGGCAGCGGCCUCAAUCAGCUCGAUCUCUACCUGAACGACCUGCGCCAUCGUCGCGCCGAUAUGGACGCUGAGCCGGAGAUCAUCCGUGAGACCAUAGCCAGUGCUCAUGUGAAUGGUAACAAUGCCCUGGGCGUCAUUGUGGGCAACUUCUGCAUGGACCUGGCUGUGAAAAAGGCGAAUAAUUCGGGCGUCGGCUUUGUGGUGGCCAACCAGUCGAAUCACUUUGGAAUCGCCAGCUGGUAUGUCCUACAGGCGCUCGACCACGGCUACGCGGGACUAGUGAUGUCCAAUGGGGCGCCGAUGAUGGUACCGCCGCGCUCGAAGGUGUCCAGCAUUGGUGCCAACUGCCUGGCCUUUGGCGCCAGGGGACGGGACUCGUAUUUUAUGCUAGACAUGGCCGCCAGCAUGAAGGACAUUGGUUCCAUUGAGUGGGCCCUCACCAAAGACGAAUAUAUUCCGCACAGCUGGGCGGCGGAUGAGAGUGGCUAUUCCACGAGCUUUCCCAUGCUGGCCAUGCGAAACCCGCGCCUAGCCUCCGCGGGUGCCCACAAGGGCUACUGCCUGGCCGCCAUGAUUGAUCUGCUGUGUGGGGUCCUCUCUGGGGCCAACUUCUCCACCCAGAUUCCACCCUGGAAGUCGAAUGUCCAGAGCAAAAGUCCCAACCUUGGCCAGAUCUUUUUCGCCAUCGAUCCCGACUUCUUUGUCCCGGACUUUUUGGAGCGACUCGAUGACUUUAACGAGUGCAUCAAGAACAGCUGCCCCGUCAAGGCGGAGAACCCUAUCCAGCUGCCAGGGGAGCUGGAGAUGCGCCACAUGCAUCUCGUGGAGAAGUUGGGUGGUCUGCCCUACCACAAAGGCCUGCUGAAAAAGUACAGGUCCAUUGCCAGUCGUUACAGCGUCAGGCCCAUUCAGUUGUUCAGUAAGGACGAUUAGCGGAAACCGAUACACUAGGCCCAUUCUGGAUUACCUUUUUUUUCUAAAGAAAUUCUUUUUAUUUGCGCCAUUUUGGAAUAAAUGCUGCACAGC